AUGGUGGGCCGGCUGAGCCUGCAGGAUGUGCCUGAGCUUGUGGAUACCAAGAAGAAGGGAGAAGGCGUCCUGGACAGCCCGGACUCGGGGCUGCCCCCUAGUCCCAGCCACUGGGGGCUCGCGGCGGCCGGGGGAGGCAGCAGCGGCGGGGAGCGCACGCCUGCCCCUGGGGUGCUGGAACCCGAUGCCGCCGCGACCCCUGCGGCUCCAGUCUCACUCCCCACCCCCCUGGCCUCUAGCUGUUCCCCAAGGUUAUGCCCCCUGUCCUUUGGCGAAGGAGUUGAAUUUGAUCCCUUACCACCGACGGAAGUAAGGUACACUUCCUCUGUCAAGUAUGACUCAGAGCGGCACUUCAUCAACGACAUCCACAUGCCACUGGGCCUGGCCGUGGCCUCCUGCAGCCAGACGGUCACCUGCGUCCCCAAUUGCACAUGGCGCAACUACAGGGCUGAGGUACACUUCGAGCCCCGCCACAGGCCCGCACGCUUCCUCAGCACCACCAUUGUGUACCCCAAGUACCCCAAGACCGUCUACACCACCACCCUGGAUUACAACUGCCGCAAGACGCUGAGGAGGUUUCUGUCCAGUGUGGAGCUGGAAGCCGCCGAGUUCCUGGGCAGCGACUGCCUCUCGGAUGAAUGCUGA
This is a messenger RNA of Elephantulus edwardii (Cape elephant shrew), 645 nucleotides long. It is a transcript of the gene RFLNB, whose product is annotated as family with sequence similarity 101, member B. NCBI's taxonomy places the organism in Eukaryota, Metazoa, Chordata, Mammalia, Macroscelidea, Macroscelididae. The record is from RefSeq and is a predicted model, not a curated record. Gene Ontology annotation, molecular function: filamin binding. Gene Ontology annotation, cellular component: actin filament bundle. The transcript is spliced from 3 exons. The coding region runs from base 1 to 645 and encodes 214 amino acids. Gene Ontology annotation, biological process: negative regulation of chondrocyte development; actin filament bundle organization; negative regulation of bone mineralization involved in bone maturation.